Molecule: messenger RNA, 1236 nt
Organism: Symbiodinium sp. CCMP2456
Lineage: Eukaryota; Dinophyceae; Suessiales; Symbiodiniaceae
Source: the annotation of a GenBank genome assembly
GCUUUGGAAAACGGGGACGACGACUAUCGUGACUACCUGGGUGGCCUGCAACCACCGCCUUUCGCACCCUCGGUGGUGAUCCAGAGGCCCGUGCAGUCGACUUUGGGACAGCCGAAGUCCACCGUGGAGGAUGCCGAAAAGCGGGUACAAGCCAAGCUGGAAAGCAAGGGCGCGGAUGCCCGCGCGCCUCCCAAACCCAAGGGCGCCUGGGAACGGCCGGAGGUGGGAGAGAUGGAGGAGUUCGUCCCGGCCUACCUUCUGCGCGGUCUGAUCCCGGCCAGCCUCCUUCAGUCCCACGACUUCUGGCAAAAUACCGGGCCCAGCUGCAGGCUGGUCGGGUAUGGGAAGGAGGAGAUUGUGGUGGAGCUCCUUCCUCGUGCCACCAUCCAGGGUGUGGGCAUGGAAGGGCCUUUUGACUCGACCGACGAGCCGGCGGCAUCGGCCCGAAUCACGAUGAGCCUGGCAAGCUCUGAAGGAGGAGAGGUGGAGCCUCACCUGUUGCUGAACAUGAUGACGGCCCCGAAAGGGACGCCACUUCACUCUGUAGCUCGUUGGGCCACGCGCUUGGAUGACUUAGCUCAUGUGUUGGCUUGGGGGCGCUGCUCGGAGGCGGACAAGUCCAAACCAACUUGGGCCUCAGCCCCGCUGCGGGUGCUGCAGUUCACUCGUCUUGGCCUGACCUUCUUCAUCCAGGGCGAGGAGGGAAAGCAGCGUCUUGUUUCAGCGGACUUCGGGAACCUGAGCGUCCCGCAAGCACCGAUCGCCGAGCAGGUAGCCAAGCUGCUCGCCGGCGUGCCACACUCCGUUGUGCUCUGCGAUGAGAUGCAGGCUUUGCAUGUGCUGGUGCCGCAAGCGCUGCCGGUGAGACCUGCCGUCAAGGGCCGACCCUUCACCACGGACAUUGUUUUUGAGAAGCUGAACAAGUUCGGAAAGCAGUGGAGCUCGAAAGCCAAGGUCACAUACUUCAAGUACGAGGUCCACGUUUCCAAAGGCUUCCUUAUCGCGCCUUCUUUCUCGUCGGCAAUGUAUUUGCUGCUGCUUCGCUUCCUCGCUCGAGAUUAUGCAGGCGUCUGCUCUCUGGUGCACGCUGUCGGUACCGAUGCAGAGCUGAACGACGAAGAGGCUCAAAUACUUCAGGUCCUCGGCCUGGUGGAGGACUCGCACCCGGAUGCCUUGGCCUGUCGCUGCCUGAUUACCCUGGCGGUCAUGCGCAGCCCGGCAGAUGAAUUCGUUUAG